Messenger RNA from Phaeoacremonium minimum UCRPA7, 1842 nucleotides. RefSeq names its product putative serine palmitoyltransferase 2 protein. The transcript has a single exon. Bases 1 to 1842 code for a protein of 613 amino acids. Gene Ontology annotation, molecular function: serine C-palmitoyltransferase activity; pyridoxal phosphate binding. The record is from RefSeq and is a predicted model, not a curated record. Gene Ontology annotation, cellular component: serine palmitoyltransferase complex. NCBI's taxonomy places the organism in Eukaryota, Fungi, Ascomycota, Sordariomycetes, Togniniales, Togniniaceae. Gene Ontology annotation, biological process: ceramide biosynthetic process; sphingosine biosynthetic process.
AUGCAGCAACAGGGUGGCUCUUCGCCUCAAAUCACCUCUCCAUCAUUAUCGCUGCCCUCCAUCUCCCUGUCCACUGCCACGGCUGGAGAGCCCAACAGCGAUGAGCUGCCCACUACCUUGUUCCAACCUCCAUCGGCUGCCGAGAACGAGAAGCAGAGGCGAUUUGACGCGCAGUUCGGCCCCUUGAUCGACCCUAGCCACAGAUAUGUCAGCAAGCAUACCGGAGAGCCUCUUGAAGCCCCAAUCGAGGACGAACCGCCCUACUUCUUUGUCUUCACAACCUACAUCAGCUACCUGCUCCUCAUCGCCCUGGGUCACACCAGGGAUUUCUUUGGAAAGAGGUUCGGCAACCAGAAGCAUUACCGCAGCUUGAAAGCACAGAAUGGCUACGCUCCCCUGAACGAAGAUUUUGAUAACUUCUACGUCCGAAGACUGAAGCUGAGAAUUGACGAUUGCUUUGCCCGACCGACUACUGGCGUUCCCGGUCGAUACAUCACCCUCAUCGAUCGCAAGUCUGAUGAUUUCAACCGAACCUAUCAGUUUACUGGAACCUACACCGAAACCCUGAAUAUGAGCUCCUACAACUACCUCGGCUUUGCGCAGUCCGAGGGCCCAUGCGCAGAUGCUGUCGAGGAGUGUGUGCGCAAGUAUGGACUCAGCUCUUGUGGUCCACGAGGUGAUGCUGGUACUCUUGACCUGACGUUGGAGGUCGAGCGCGAGAUUGCCGAGUUCGUUGGCAAGCCUGCUGCCAUGGUUUUCUCUAUGGGUUUCGUCACCAAUGCCAGUUCCUUCCCCGCUUUCGUCUCCAAGGGCUGUCUCAUCAUCUCCGAUGAGCUCAACCAUGCGUCCAUCCGAAUUGGCGCUCGUCUGUCUGGCGCCGUCAUCCAGUCGUUCAAGCACAAUGACAUGGCCGACUUGGAGAAGAAGCUGAGGGAAGCUAUCUCCCAGGGUCAACCGCGCACUCACCGUCCUUGGAAGAAGAUUCUUGUUGCUGUCGAAGGUCUCUACUCCAUGGAAGGAACCAUGUGUGAUCUCCCACGCAUAGUCGAAUUGAAGAAGAGAUACAAGUUCUACCUCUAUGUCGACGAGGCUCACUCCAUUGGCGCCCUGGGCCCAAGAGGACGCGGUGUUUGCGACUACUUUGGCAUUGAUACUUCCGAGAUCGACAUCCUUAUGGGUACUUUGACAAAGUCCUUUGGUGCUAAUGGAGGAUACGUCGCCGCGGACAAGCACGUCAUUGACAAGCUUAGAAGCAUCAACGCUGCCGCACUCUAUGCCGAAUCUCCUGCCCCAUCCGUCUUGAUGCAAAUCUUGUCCUCACUCAAGAUCAUUGCUGGCGAGCUCGUUCCUGGCCAGGGUGAGGAGCGUCUGCAGAGAAUUGCUUUCAACUCUCGAUACCUCCGUUUGGGCUUGAAGCGCCUCGGCUACAUUGUCUACGGCCAUGACGACUCUCCGAUUAUUCCCAUCAUGCUGUACAACCCCGGUAGGAUCCCCGCCUUCAGCCACGAAAUGCUCAGACGCGGUAUCUCUGUCGUGGUGGUCGGCUACCCUGCCACUCCACUGAUCACAUCUCGCGCUCGUUUCUGCAUCUCGUCGGCACACAACAAGGACGACCUUGACCGUCUCCUGCGGGCGUGUGAGGAGGUCGGUGAUAGAAUGCAGAUCAGAUUCUCGACUGGCGUUGCGGGCGGCCUCGAUCCCCUACCCGAGGGCGUCACACCCGAGAUGGAGCAAGAGUGGCGCAAGGCCAACGGCCUGGAGGGUGUCAUCAAGCCGCCCCGCUGGAAGGUCGAGGAUGUCAUUGCCCGCGGUGCACAGGACGUCCAGCUACCUCUGAGGUAA